Messenger RNA from Drosophila busckii, 1024 nucleotides. RefSeq names its product alpha-tocopherol transfer protein. The coding region runs from base 12 to 974 and encodes 320 amino acids. Gene Ontology annotation, cellular component: membrane. Lineage: Eukaryota; Metazoa; Arthropoda; Insecta; Diptera; Drosophilidae. Gene Ontology annotation, molecular function: phosphatidylinositol bisphosphate binding. The record is from RefSeq and is a predicted model, not a curated record. The transcript has 3 exons.
CUCUAGUCGCAAUGAGCCAUAACACAGGUAUACGUCCAUUACCAGCAGGUCUGCAACAAAUUGCUAUUGAAGAGUUGAACGAGGUGCCCGCUCGUGUGCCUGACGACAUAAUAGCUCUGCGGAAAUGGAUACAAACACAACCACAUCUGUGUUCGUGCCUGACAGAUCAGUUUCUGCUUAGCUUUCUACGUGGCUGCAAAUUCAGUUUGGAGAAGGCGAAGCACAAGAUCGAUCGCUACUACACUUUGCAGGCGGCUAUACCAGAAGUCUUCAACGAGCACCGCAUUGUAGACGAUGCUCAAACGAUGGAGAUUCUACGCUUGGGCGUGCUGCUGUACAUUCCCUUGGCUGAGGGUGACUCCAAUCCAGCAGUAACCAUAAUACGCGUUGGUGCCUAUGAUACCAGCAAAUUUAAGUUCCAGGAUAUUAUACGCCUUGGCUCAAUGUUUGGUGAGAUUAUGAUGCUGGAGGAUGAUAAUGCCAAUGUAAGCGGCUAUGUUGAAAUAAUGGACAUGACGGGCGUAAGUGCUGCCAAUUUGUUUGCGCUGCAGCCACAGCUACUAAGUAAAUUCUCGCUUUAUGCGGAUGAGGCUGUGCCCACACGCCAGAAAGGCAUUCAUUUCAUCAAUGUGCCCACGUCCUUUGAGAGUGGUUUCAACUCUUUGCGCACCUUCUUUCCGGACAAGAUCAAACAGCGCGUGUCUGUCAGCUCUGAUCCGGAGGCAAUCUUCAAGCAUGUACGCGCCGAGUAUUUGCCGACGGAAUACGGUGGCAGCAAGGGCUCUAUACAGGAUGUAAUUAAACUAAUGGAAACCAAAAUGCUUAGCUAUCGCGAUUACUUUGAGCAGUCGCGUCACUUUGGCACCAACGAAAAGUUACGAGAGGUGGAUAAAGAAACCAAUUACCAGAACAUUGCAGACUUUGGAUUAGACGCUGCUAUCUUAUCAGCUUUAAUGGUUUAUAUUAACCAUUGAUCGGCCUCGAACAAGGCCCUUUCAUUUGUUUAUCGACAGUCAUAGCUGCU